Messenger RNA from Cylindrotheca closterium, 1392 nucleotides. NCBI's taxonomy places the organism in Eukaryota, Bacillariophyta, Bacillariophyceae, Bacillariales, Bacillariaceae. The record is from the annotation of a GenBank genome assembly.
AUGCAGGUAAAUGACUACCUCUUCCAAGGUAAUGAGGGAGAGCGAGCACCGAAAAGUGUCAAGAGACUGAUUGUUAAUCCGGGCAUUCAGGUGUUGCCUAAUGAAUUGUGUUACAAUUGUGAGCGUUUGCGGGAAGUCACAAUGCCUCAGGGAUUAAUCAAGAUCGGCUCCCGGGCGUUUGGUUUGUGCUUCAGUUUGCUGGCAAUCGAUAUUUGUAGCACUGUGGAAUCCAUUGGACAAAGCUCGUUUUGGAAAUGCCAACUUCUGGCGAAAAUAGAUUUUGAACAGCCAUCAUCUUCGCCACAUCAGCUAAGGUCGAUUGGGCGACAUGCUUUCCGUUAUUGCCUCUCACUACAAAGAAUCAAGGUCCCGUCGUCGGUGAAUUUGAUUGGCAUGUGUUCCUUCAAGAGCUGCGACGGCUUGGUAGAAGCAAUCUUAUCAUCAACGUCCAUCAAGGAAAUUCCCAGCUGGGGUUUCGCUCACUGUCGCUCUCUGCAAAGUUUGAGCCUACCAAGCUCAUUGGAGCGUAUUUGUGACAGUGCAUGUAUUGACUGUACUUGCUUGGUGACAGUGAUGGUGCCUUUGGGUGCACAGCCGAUCGAGAUUGAAGCCGGUGCCUUCUAUCGCUGCAGAUGUCUUGCAAAUCUUGUGCUUUCCCAAGGGUCAAAUGCAUCAGAAAACUCGUUUGAUGGAUGUGCACUAUUGCGAGAUCGCUUUGGUAAAAGAACAGAUGCUAUUGUCGCUGCUAUGAUAAAUAGAUUUGACGACUUUCCAGUACAUAAGCUUUGUUAUGAUCAUUACUCGACAACCGCUCAUGAGCUCCGACGGUGCUGGACCGAGAACAAGGAGGAGAUAGACGCAUCGAUGGUAGAUGAGUUCGGAAUGACACCUUUUCACGUUCUCUUUUCGACUACCGAGCCGAGUGGAGAACUGUUCGAAGUCCUUCUAGACAAGUUUCCAUACCAUGUUCUCAGCUGGAAAGACGCCAAUGGCAAGGUGGCAAUGGAUUACUUGGUCUCCAACUGGACCGACACAUCUACAUCUUUGCUUGACAUGACACUUCAAAAGUGGAUUUUUUGUCGAUUGGAGCGCUGGUGUGCGAAGUGUUGGAGAAACGUAAUGAUUCCACUGGUGAAUACCCUUCUAGCUGAAGAGGACAAGGGACGCAGGAUGACUGUGUUCAUUGAGAUUUGCUCAAUCUUGAAAAAAUACGAAAAUGUGGAAGCCACGUCGAUAUUGGAGAUGACCUUGUGGAAAAGGCAUCUCAAACGUGGACGCAGCAAUGAUGGUACUAAACGGCAAGCUCUAGACCGAGAAGAGUGCCGGUGUGUCUGUGGGUCUGACGUUGUAAUUCCGAAUGUAAUUCAGUUCUUCGUGGGCAUCCAUCAAUGA